GCGGGCGGAGGGCUCGGCCCGAGAGGCGGAGCCCGGGCGGCUUGUCACACCGUUCCCGCGCUGGGCGACCGCCGUCACUUCGGACUGCGGCGAAGAGCCGCGCUAGAACGCUGUGCUGUUCCCCGACGCCAGCCCGCUUGCCUGAUAUCUUCAAAAUGGCUGAUAAUUUGGAUGAAUUUAUUGAAGAGCGAAAAGCCAAAUUGGCCAGAGACAAAGCAGAAUUGGAAAGUGAUCCACCAUACAUGGAAAUGAAGGGAAAAGCAUCAGAGAAGCUUUCUGAAAACAGCAAAAUAUUAAUCUCCAUGGCUAAGGAAAACAUACCACCAAACAGUCAACAGACAAGGGGUUCUUUAGGAAUUGAUUAUGGAUUAAGUUUACCACUUGGGGAAGACUAUGAACAGAAGAAACAUAAGCUGAAAGAAGAAUUGCGACAAGAUUACAGACGCUAUCUUACUCAGGGUGUUACACAAGCAAAAAGAAAGAAAAAUUUUCUAUCCACGAGUGAAACAGAUCCAUCUACUCUGGGAGUUUCUCUUCCUAUUGGUGAGAGGUUAUCUGCUAAGGAAAGGUUGAAACUUGAACGUAACAAAGAAUACAAUCAAUUUCUCAGGGAUAAGGAAGAAUCCACUGAAAAGUUCAGACAGGUAGAAAAGAGUACUGAGCAGAAGAAUCAAAGAAGUAAAAAACCUAUCAGUCAGGUUAAACCUGAUUUACCUUCACAAAUACAGUCAUCUUGCGAAAAUUCAGAGGGUCCUAGAAAAGAUGUCUUAACUCCUUCAGAGGCAUAUGAAGAACUUCUAAACCAAAGACGACUAGAAGAGGACAGGUACCGAAAAUUAGAUGAUGAAAUUGAAUUAAGGAACAGUAGAAGAGUCAGUAAAAAAACUGAUGAAGAAGUGGGCGUUUCCAAUAAAAAACAUCAAAGGUUUGACAGCAAGACUGACAUUCCAGAUAGAAGAUUUCACAGGUUUAAUGAGGAUCGUGCUUUUGAUAAACAGUAUUACAGACCAGGCUAUGAUCCAGAAGUAAGUGAAGACAUGGAUGAGAGGUUUAGAUAUGAAAGUGAUUUUGAUAGAAGACUUUUGAGAGUUUAUACAAAAGACAGAAUCAAAUGGCAACCCACAUCAGUAUCCUUGCCUGGAGAAUCCCAGGGACAGAGGAGGAUGUACGGGAACAGACGAGGCAAUGAGCCUCCUAUGGAGUAUGAUGGUGAUGUCACAGAACAGUCAAACAUACGAAUUUCAUCUGCUGGAAAUCAAAGUGCUCGAGACAAUGAACCAUCCAAACCUACUAAUCGAGAGACAUGCAGUCCUUUUGCGGGAAUGCUCUUUGGGGGUGAAGAUCGAGAACUUAUUCAGAGAAGGAAAGAGAAAUAUAGACAAGAGCUAUUGGAACAAAUGGCUGAACAACAGAGGAACAAGAGACGAGAAAAAGAUUUGGAUCUCAGGGUUGCAGCUUCUGGAGCACAAGACCCUGAGAAAUCGCCUGAUAGACUAAAGCAGUUUAGUGUGGCACCAAGACACUUUGAAGAGACGAUACCACCUGAGAGACCCAGAGUAGCUUUCCAGACACCUCUCCCUCCUCUGUCCGCCCCAUCUGUCCCACCCAUCCCAUCAAUUUCCUCCAUCCCAUCUCAGAACGAAGAUGUGCACAGUGGACUCAGCAGCACUCUUGGUGACAUGGUGCCUCCCAGAGUUGCACCUCUGCCUCCACCUCCCAUGCUGCCCCCUUUGGCUACGAACUACCGAACUCCUUACGAUGACGUGUACUAUUUCUAUGGGGCCAGGAAUACUUUGGAUCCUGGUCUUGCUUAUUAUGGUUCAGGGAUGAUGGGAGUACAGCCUGCUCCUGCUGCUUAUGUUACAGCUCCUGUUACCCACCAACCAGCACAGCCUAUCAUCACCCACCAGCCAGUACAGCCUAUCCUGAGUACAGUUGGACAGAAUGAGCUCAAAAUUACAAGUAAUCGAGCAAUAAAUUCAGGAUUAUUUUUUGAAGAUAAACCAAAGCCUUCAAAACAAUCACUUCAGUCUUACCAGGAAGCUUUGCAGCAGCAGAUUCAAGAAAGACAAGAAAGAAGAAAGAAAGAACGUGAAGAAAAAGAAGUAUAUGAAGCCAAAUUAGAAGCUGAAAUGAGAAGUUAUAACCCCUGGGGGAAAGGUGGAGGUGGUGCUCCUCUGAGAGAUGACAAAGGAAAUCUGAUAACUGAUUUGAAUAGGAUGCACAGACAAAAUAUAGAUGCCUACCAUAACCCAGAUGCAAGAACAUAUGAAGAUAAAAGGGCUGUUGUAUCUCUAGACCAAAAUUUAGCCACUUCAAAUGCUGAGAACCAAGAAGAUGCUGCAAAUAAAAACUCAGGUCAUAUGCAAACACAGAGCUCUCCUUUUGCUCGGGGAAAUAUUUUUAGUGAGCCUCCAACUGAACUUCAGAUUAAGCAGCAGGAAUUAUACAAGAACUUUCUUCGUUUUCAGAUUGAAGAAAAGAAGCAAAGAGAAGAAGCAGAGCGCGAGAGAUUAAGAAUUGCUGAAGAAAAAGAAGAAAAACGGCUUGCAGAACAGAGAGCUCGAAUCCAGCAAGAGUAUGAAGAGGAGCAGGAAAAGAAAAGGGAGAAAGAGGAGGAGCAAAGACUGAAAAAUGAAGAGCUUAUUCGGUUAGCUGAAGAAAGACGAAAAGAAGCAGAAAGAAAGAAGAAAGAAGAAGAAGAAAAACGUAACUUACAACUUCAGCACUACUAUGAAAGAGAAAAUAUGGUUGGGGAAGAUAUAAAGCACUUGAGACAGCCUUCUCCUGUAGUUCCUGCUCUUCAGAAUAAGAUUGCAAGCAGACUCCAAAGACCUCCUUCAGUUGACAGCAUUGUAACUUCCUUUACUCAGGACAGUUCUGUGUCCAUGGCACAGUCUCCUCCGGUACCUGCCAGGAAAAACCAGCUUCGUGCAGAAGAGGAGAAAAAAAAUGUAAUUAUGGAAUUAUCAGAAAUGAGAAAACAGCUUCGUAGUGAAGAGCGACGUCUGCAGGGGCGGUUACUACACAUUGACAGUGAUGAUGACGUUCAUAUAAGGAAAAGAGAAAGUUCCAUGGAUGUAUUUGAUAUGGCCAGACAUCGGUUACAAGCUCCUGUCAGAAGACCGUCACCUAAGAGCUUAGACUCUGCUUCUUCUCAGAAUAUUCAUGACUUUAAGGAACUGAAAGACAGAGAUUCAGAAACACGAGCUGAUCUGAAAUCUAUGUACCCGGAUGAUCCAAGAGAUAAUGACACCUUGGAGAUAGAACAGCAAGCCUUGCUAAGAGAGCAGCAGAAGAAACUGAAUAAACUAAAAAUGCAGGAAGGUGCUAAAGUUGACUUGGAUGCUGUCCCAAGCACUAAAGUACGAGACCACAGAAUGCCCAGAGAUGACACUGAUGAUUUCUUGACAAACUCAUUAUUAGAAUCUGAUAGUGCUUUUAUUGGUGCGCAUGGCGAGACGUACCCUGCCAUUGAGGAUGGGGGCUUCCUGCUGCUGUCUCCGCUGCCCUCUGCCAGAGAGCGCAGGAGGAACAAACUGAAAGGAUUGGACUUCGAUAACAGUCACCCUGAUGUGCCACCAGAUGGUGUCUCUUUAAAAUCUGUAUCCAGUAUAAAUAUUGAUCAACUUAGAAUGAGAAAUGAAGAACGAAUGAGAAGACUGAAUGAACUUCAGAAUAAACCUAUUACUGCAGAUGAUGAGAGUUCACUGGUUGACCCUGAUGACAUCAUGAGGCACCGGGGUGACGACGGAUCAAACUCUGUAGCCACUGAGCCCUGGCUCCGCCCAGGCACCUCAGAAACACUGAAGCGAUUCAUGGCGGAGCAGCUGAGGCAGGAGCAGCAGCAGGGUCCUGGCAGACCAGGCGCUUUCACCUGGCAGGGCCUGUCUACUGCACACGGUUAAAAUCGGUCUGUACUGGACCCAGUAGUGCCUUUGAAGGUGGAAGGAAUGUGAAACCUGAACCUGAAUAAUGUGUGCUACUUUUGGCCUGUACAUGGCAGUUACUCAUAUUCCAUCUGUAUAUAAGGUAUAUUUUUUUCCAUGAUGAUGUAUAUGAUGUAUUUAUAUUAUGUACAUAAAUAAAAAGCCAUGGCUAUUAAUUUAUAUAAUGUAGAAUUGUACAGAAUUAUUUUUGCACAACUUUGCCAUAAAGUGGGGUGGUAAUGAACUCUUGGAAUCAACUACCAUAUGUGCAUUAUUUUAAAUUCUGCUUGUAAGAUAAGGUGAAUAAAACAAGUAUCUUAACAGUACUGUAAGAAUAUUCUUUGCUAUAUGUACAUCUGCUAUUAUUAUCACUAUUCAAAAUCAUUUCUUCACUUAGUAAAUAUACUGGUUAUAGCUGUUGCUCUGUAAUCAGAAUCAGAUGUGCUAUUUCUCAUUGAUAACUACUGACUCAGUAUAAAUGAUAGAGUUGUUAGUGAUUAUAUUCCUGUGAGCCAUGCACUUACAUGUCCCAUCUUUCUGCCUCUAUUUUUGUGCCAACGAAGGCAGUAAGUUUGCUCUUUAUAUGAUGUAACUACUUCUUGAUAAAAAUAAAUUAUUUUUAUUACCA
This is a messenger RNA of Cervus elaphus (red deer), 4557 nucleotides long. RefSeq names its product centrosome and spindle pole associated protein 1 (gene CSPP1). The coding region runs from base 156 to 3908 and encodes 1250 amino acids. The record is from RefSeq and is a predicted model, not a curated record. NCBI's taxonomy places the organism in Eukaryota, Metazoa, Chordata, Mammalia, Artiodactyla, Cervidae. Gene Ontology annotation, cellular component: microtubule; centrosome; spindle pole. The transcript has 32 exons. Gene Ontology annotation, biological process: positive regulation of cytokinesis.